AACCGCUAGGUUUUCGCUCCAAAAUGGCCCGUUACUUAAUCGUUGCAAAUUUCCGACAUCUUUGAUUUAUUAAAGCCAGUUGAACCGAUCAGUGACGAGGAUGAGCUUUGUUCUUUUCACCAUAACUGAUCUUCCGUUUUCUUCUUUUACGGUAUAGUUUUUCUUUUUACCUGAAUAUGAAUCGCCAAAUACUACAAUGUUUUUCACACCAGAUGCAUUUGAUUGCUGCCAUAAGAGACUUGAAAGUCCAACGACAAACGGAUCACCCUUUAUAGCUUUCUCUCUGGUUUUUUUUUCUCUGUUCAAAAAGCAAAAGCGCAACAAUGUCUCAAGUAUGCUCAAAUUGCUUACAAACACGCGAGAAUCGUUAUUUUCAAGAACCUACGCGCAGUUACAAAACUUGUGAGAAAUGUCGAACCAAUCGCAAACGAAGACAGAACUCUUCUUCUACGUCCAAUGUACUACAGCAAUCCACAGUGACACGAAAUGGCAGCAGCCUCGACUUGAACAACAACGACACUACUGGCAACAGUAACAGAAACAACAAAAGUAGUAGCAGCUCGCUCGUAACACUCGAAACGCUAUACGAAAACUUUACGACAUGGACAAUGCAUCAACCAGAAGGAUACCAUUACGAAGCCAGACUCAGCCUAGACGAUCCACUACUUUUGUUGAGCGAUAUGGAUAUUGCCAAACUCAUAUGUCACAAAGUGGGCGAGUGCGACACGUACAAAUACAUAUUAAAAACCGUAAAUUCAUCCGCAGCACGCAAAGGUGUGGCUAGUUUCUAUGCCAACUGUUCCCAAUCCACAGCACUUGCAAAAGCACCAAGAGUGAAUGAAUCCAUACCGGCAGUGAGUCGAAAACGUAAAAGCAAAUACCGCAAACGGUUUGACUGCAAAGGACGCUUGUCAGCAAGCAUUGAUCGGAUUGCAAGACAGGCACAUGUGACGAUUCAGCAUGAAACACGGCAUGAACCGCCGGAACCGUCUCGCAAAACACCCAAUGAAGUGCGUGAAAUGAUAAAGAGGGAAGCAUUGUUCAUGGGUCGAUCGGCUAAGGAUAUUCAUGCGCAUGUUCAGCAGCAGUAUCCAGAUGCCAAUAUCACUCAAGCACAAGUUUAUUACUGGUGGCGUGAGUUCAAACAAGAUAUGCCUCCAUCAACAGCAGCAGCAACAACAACAACAUCAUCGGUGAAAAAGCCAAGGUUAAGAAAAGAGGAGGCAUAGGAGGCGAUGGCUUCUUCCUUCGACAUUUUAUCACCAACAAAGCUGCUGUCUAUAUACACAUGUCCCUGCAUUCUCUCAUUCCUUUCCCCACGUCCCACUUGUCUCUCUGUACAUAAAUCUCUCUGGUCGUUAUACCUGUUGCGACAUGCAACAAGCACAUUUACUUCCUCAUAUAUACAAUCUCACAGAUGUAUUCGCUGUCCAGCAAUAGCAUAUCAUCUAAUAUAUGUCAAUACGACACACAAAGGUCCACGAUGGCUUCCAGAAACUGUCAUACUUUUCUUCAUAACGAAGUUUAUGUUUGCAAAUUCCAUUGCUAAUUUAACAUGCGG
Molecule: messenger RNA, 1561 nt
Organism: Zychaea mexicana
Lineage: Eukaryota; Fungi; Mucoromycota; Mucoromycetes; Mucorales; Lichtheimiaceae
Exons: 3
Coding region: 324-1229 (301 amino acids)
Source: RefSeq, a predicted model, not a curated record